Messenger RNA from Asparagus officinalis (garden asparagus), 580 nucleotides. RefSeq lists its product as uncharacterized. The record is from RefSeq and is a predicted model, not a curated record. The coding region runs from base 98 to 436 and encodes 112 amino acids. Gene Ontology annotation, molecular function: protein binding. The transcript is spliced from 3 exons. Lineage: Eukaryota; Viridiplantae; Streptophyta; Magnoliopsida; Asparagales; Asparagaceae.
GAGGGGGAGAGGGAGAAAGCUUGGAGGCGGAGGAGACGGAGGAGGAGAGGGCGGUGACCGGAGCGAGAACAAGAGGAUCGGGAAUUAUUACCGGGAGAUGCUGAGAUCUGAUCCCUCGAAUCCUCUGAUACUAAGAAAUUACGGCAAAUUCUUACAUGAGGUGGAGGGAGAUGCGAAGAGAGCAGAGGAGUGUUACAGUAGAGCGAUACUGGCGAGUCCAAAUGACGGUGACGUGUUGUCUCUAUACGGGAAGUUGGUGUGGGAGACUCACAGGGAUGAGGAUCGAGCUGACGCUUACUUGCAAAGAGCAGUCGAAGCCUCGCCUGAUGACUGCUAUGUUUUGGGAUCGUAUGCGAGCUUCCUUUGGGACGCGGAGGAAGACGAUGAUGAAGAAGAAGCCACGUCGGCAGCACCGCCGUUGGUGGAGGCCUUUUGAUCUGCUGAUCCUUGAAACCAAACACUUUUUGUAAAUAACCCCUCAAAAGAACUAAUGAGUAGUAAUUUAUAAUCUAACAAAUAAGUUGACAGAGCCAAAAGGGUUGUGGUGGGGAGCUGUAGUUUUAGGCUGUGAAAGUCAAAA